This is a messenger RNA of Fonsecaea pedrosoi CBS 271.37, 1812 nucleotides long. RefSeq lists its product as uncharacterized. The record is from RefSeq and is a predicted model, not a curated record. Gene Ontology annotation, biological process: transmembrane transport; oligopeptide transport. Gene Ontology annotation, cellular component: membrane. Gene Ontology annotation, molecular function: dipeptide transmembrane transporter activity. Bases 1 to 1812 code for a protein of 603 amino acids. The transcript is spliced from 6 exons. Lineage: Eukaryota; Fungi; Ascomycota; Eurotiomycetes; Chaetothyriales; Herpotrichiellaceae.
AUGCCUGUUGACAACGCUGAGACUGCCAGGGCCGGUGGUCUGCAACACCUGGAGGCCGACAAUGGCCGUCAAGGCACCACCACCAAGAAUGAAGUUGUGCAGUUCGUUCGCCGCCACUCAGAAUAUGACAAUGCUCCUACACAAGAGGAGCUUCAUGGACCCAAUGCUCUUCGCCGAGUUGCCGCGCCCAUUCCAUGGUCAGUGUACACGGUCGCCUUUGUGGAGCUUUGCGAGCGUUUCUCCUACUACGGAACCCAGAUUGUUUACUCCAACUUUGUGAACCACUCUCUUCCACUCUCCGCGCCGAAUGGUCCUCGGACCGCCAAUGGCAUCAAUACCUUCAACACCUUCUGGGUGUAUUGUGUGCCCCUUCUUGGUGCCUACAUGGCCGAUGAACACUGGGGAAGAUACAAGACCAUCUGCGUGUCUAUUGCUAUUGCUAUCAUCGGUCACAUCGUCCUCGUUAUUUCUGCUAUCCCACCAGUCAUCACCAACACCACCGCUUGCUAUGCCGUUUUUAUGCUCGGUCUGAUCAUCAUGGGAUUUGGGACUGGUAGUUUCAAACCCAAUAUCUCGCCUUUGAUCGUCGAACAAAUCGAUGUGACCAGAGUCUUUGUCAAGACGUUGUCCUCCGGAGAACGCGUGAUUGUAGAUCCCAUCAUCACGCAGAGCAGGAUAUAUCAUUACUUCUACCUCUUCAUCAACAUUGGCGCACUUGUUGGCCAAAUUGGCAUGGUCUACGCCGAGAAAUAUGUGGGGUUCUGGCUUUCGUUCCUGCUCCCUCUCCUAGCCUUCCUAACGACUCCUUUUGUCAUGUGGUGGGGACGCAACCGCUAUCAGCAAAGACCACCAGCUGGAUCCGUCGUAACCAAGGCCGCCCGCUGCCUCGUCUACGGAAUGAAGGGUCGCUGGUCUUUCAACCCAGUCACCAUGUGGAAGCAUACCAGCAACGGUUCGAUUUGGGAAGCAGUGAAGCCUUCCAAUAUUCAGCCCUCCCAACGGCCCGUGUGGAUGACGUUUGAUGAUGCUUGGGUGGACGAAGUCCGCCGUGGCUUUGCUGCCUGCGCGGUCUUCUGUUACUACCCGCUUUACUGGCUUGCAUACGGUCAAUUGACCAACAACUUUACUGCUCAAGCAGGCACAAUGAAGCUGAACGGUGUGCCCAACGAUGUUGUCAACAACCUCGACCCUUUCGCCCUGAUUAUCUUCAUCCCCCUCUGCGACUCGUUCCUCUACCCUGGUCUGCGAAAAUUGGGCUUCAACUUCACUGCACUGAAAAAAAUUACUGCGGGCUUUUGGCUUGCGGCGGCAGCCAUGAUAUGGGCUGCAGUUGUUCAGUUUUACAUCUAUAAGAAAUCACCAUGCGGGUACCAGGCCAACAGCUGCUUCAAUGACGAUGGCUCUGUCAACCCGGCGCCUCUCAACGUCUGGAUUCAAACGGGUUGCUAUGUUCUCAUUGCCCUCUCCGAGAUCUUCGCGUCGAUCACAUCCCUGGAGUAUGCAUAUUCCAAAGCGCCCAAGAAUAUGCGCUCUCUAGUUCAGGCUAUCGCUCUCUUCACAAACGCCAUCUCGGCUGCUAUCGCCGAGGCUUUGAAUCGUCUUUCGGGUGAUCCGUUGCUGGUCUGGAACUACGGUGUGUUUGCUGUGGUUGCCUUUGUUGGUGGCUGCUUGUUCAUCUGGCAAUUCUGGUCGCUUGACCAGCAGGAGGAUGAACUCAACUCGUUACCCGAGGGUUUUGUGGUGGCGCAAAAGGAUGUCGAGGAGGUCUCGAUCAGUGAGCCUCUACCGCAUACAAUCGACGAGAAGAAAUAA